This is a messenger RNA of Corylus avellana, 1652 nucleotides long. RefSeq names its product 7-deoxyloganetin glucosyltransferase. Lineage: Eukaryota; Viridiplantae; Streptophyta; Magnoliopsida; Fagales; Betulaceae. The record is from RefSeq and is a predicted model, not a curated record. Gene Ontology annotation, molecular function: quercetin 7-O-glucosyltransferase activity; quercetin 3-O-glucosyltransferase activity.
GAACAUAUAUAUUCACAGAGCACUAGAGCAGAGAUAGAGAGAAGGAAAUGGAUUCAAAGAUAGCAGAAGCUGAUAAGGCUCAUGCAGUUUGUAUUCCAUUCCCAAUGCAAAGCCACAUAAAGGCCAUGCUCAAAUUUGCAAAGCUUCUCCACGCCAAAGGUUUUCACAUAACCUUUGUGAACACAGAGUUCAAUCAUCAACGUUUUCUGAAAUCUGGAGGUCCCAACGCCUUAGAUGGGUUGCCUGACUUCCAAUUCAAAACUAUUUCAGACAGCCUACCUCCAUCGGAUCCCAACGCUACCCAAGACCGUGAUGCUCUUUGCGAGACCGUUUUGCAAAACUUCUCGGUUCCAUUUUCAGACAUCCUCCUCAAACUCAAAAGUACUGCAACUUCUUCAAACAAUCCUCCAGUCACUUGCAUCAUCUCAGAUGGUGCCAUGCCAUUCACUCAACCUGUUGCUCAAAAGCUUGGGAUCCCUAUUGUAAUGCUCUUCACGAUCUCAGCUUGCUGUAUAGAGAGUUUUAUGCAUCUUCCUCGUCUUAGUGAAGAAGGCUUCACACCCCUUAAAGAUGAGAAUUAUUUGAGAGAUCUCCCAGAUUCUUCUAUUACAUCAGAUCCAAAUAAUCCUGUCUUCAAAUUGACCGUUGAAGUAGUAGAGAGAGCUCCUAAAACUUCUGGAAUCGUUAUUCACACAUUUGACGCAUUAGAGCAGGAGGUUUUGGAUGCUCUCUCCCCCAUGUUUCCUUGUGUAUAUGCCAUUGGCCCUCAGCAACUACUACUUAAUCACUUACCCAAAGACCCUCUGAAAUCAACUGGGUAUAGCAUGUGGAAAGAAGAGACUGAGUGCCUUAAUUGGCUUAACUCUAAGGCACCCAACUCAGUAAUUUAUGUGAACUUUGGAAGUGUCACUGUCUUGACACCACAGCAGUUGGUUGAGAUUGGUUGGGGACUAGCAAAUAGCAAGUUCGAGUUUUUGUGGAUAAUUAGGCAUGAUUUAGUUGUCGGUGAAUCACCGAUUUUGCCACCUGAGUUUGUGGAAGAAACUAAAGAAAGAGGACUAAUAACAAGUUGGUGCCCUCAAGAGGAAGUGCUUAAACACUCCUCCAUUGGAGGGUUCUUAACUCACUGCGGGUGGAAUUCGAUUAUUGAAAGCAUUUGUGCAGGAGUGCCCAUGAUUUGUUGCCCAUUCCAUGGGGAUCAGCCCAUAAACUGUAAGUAUGCUUGCAAUGAAUGGGGCAUUGGCAUUGAGAUUGAUAAUGGGGCCAAGAGAGGGGAAGUGGAGAAGAUUGUGAGAGAGUUGAUGGAGGGAAACAAAGGCAAGAAAAUGAAGAAAAAGGCCAUGGAGUGGAAAAAAUUGGCCGAAGAGGCCACUGGUCCACAUGGGUCUUCAUCCAUCAACUUCGACAAGUUGGUGAAUGAUGUUCUUUUAUCAAAAGGAUAGAAGUUUUAGAAGAAAGUGAUAAUAAUGAAAAAGGUCUUAUCAUUUAAAAUUUUGGGCAUAGUCUUUUCAUUUCAAAUAAACAAAUGUCUUUUCAUUUUAUAUUUUCAUAAUUUCAUAUAUUACUAGUUGAAUACGUUGUCUUUUAAUUUUUCAAGAAUUAUCUUAUAGGAGUUAGUUUCUAACAUUAAUAAUACUUUGUAAUUGGCACUA